UAUGCACCGCUAGUUGUGACGCAGCCGCGGUGGAUGCUGGGAAAACAGUGUAAGCGGUGGAGGUCAGAGAGAAGCUUUUAAUAUGUCUCUAGUUGGUUUUUCGUCCUUGAGGUGCUGUGCUGCGUCGAUACUCCGUUCCUCCAAAACGCUGCUGGCAGUCCGAUGUGCCCAAACAGCAGCAGCACAGUCCAGAAUAAAGAAGUUUGAGGUGUACCGAUGGGACCCAGAUACUCCAGGAGACAAACCCCGCAUCCAGACCUAUGAGAUUGACCUCAACACUUGUGGCCCAAUGGUUCUUGAUGCCUUGAUCAAGAUUAAGAAUGAGAUGGAUUCGACUCUGACUUUCCGCCGCUCCUGCAGAGAAGGUAUUUGUGGUUCCUGUGCGAUGAACAUCAAUGGAGGCAACACACUUGCGUGUCUUAAUAAGAUUGACACAAACACAAGCAAACCAAUGAAGAUCUACCCGUUGCCACAUAUGUAUGUGGUCAAGGAUCUGGUGCCUGACAUGAGUAACUUCUACGCCCAGUACAAGUCCAUUGAACCGUACCUAAAGAAGAGGGACGAGACAAACGAAGGGAAGGAGCAGUACCUGCAAAGUGUGGAGGACAGGCAGAAACUGGACGGGCUGUAUGAAUGUAUCCUCUGUGCUUGCUGCAGUACAAGCUGCCCCAGCUACUGGUGGAAUGGAGACAAAUAUCUCGGACCUGCUGUCCUCAUGCAGGCGUAUCGUUGGAUGAUUGACUCACGAGAUGAGUAUACAGAGGAGCGUUUGGCCAAACUGCAGGAUCCUUUUUCUCUCUACCGCUGUCACACAAUCAUGAACUGCACCAAGACCUGCCCUAAGGGGCUGAACCCGGGAAAAGCGAUAGCUGAGAUCAAGAAGAUGAUGGCCACAUACAAAGAGAAGAAAGCAGCUGCUGUUUGAACCUUGUUAUCCUCCUGUACAACAUUAAUAAAUAUUUUCUAAUUAAAGCACACCUAUCAACACACUCAGAAAACUC
Messenger RNA from Thalassophryne amazonica, 1001 nucleotides. It is a transcript of the gene sdhb, whose product is annotated as succinate dehydrogenase complex, subunit B, iron sulfur (Ip). The transcript has 8 exons. Lineage: Eukaryota; Metazoa; Chordata; Actinopteri; Batrachoidiformes; Batrachoididae. Gene Ontology annotation, biological process: respiratory electron transport chain; tricarboxylic acid cycle; aerobic respiration. Gene Ontology annotation, cellular component: mitochondrial membrane. The coding region runs from base 83 to 925 and encodes 280 amino acids. The record is from RefSeq and is a predicted model, not a curated record. Gene Ontology annotation, molecular function: 2 iron, 2 sulfur cluster binding; electron transfer activity.